AUGACACUCGCUCUGCCCCCCAAUCUGGCUGUUCUGGCCGAUCGCGUGGCUUCGGGAAGCGCCUGCAAACCUCCUCUGCAGUACGGCAAGAAUGUCUACAACCAAUCUUUGACCGGAGAGAUUGAGCAAUGGGUCAAGGAAUGUCAAUCUCCUCCCUCUGCCAGGGCGCUAUUGUACUCGCUCAAUGACGAUCCAGAGGCGCAUGAGGUGAGUUUCACUGCAACCCAGAGGUGGAUGCAAGUCCAAGGUGAAGAGUUCAGGCUUGGCAAGUCGACGACGGCAAGAAGAGGUGUGCGUGCCGCCAAGCGCGCACCCUCACGGCGUAUCAUCGCUGCUAUUGCGCACGAGGCUGACUUCGAAUGCCGCAGAUUGCUCAAGCAGAUGAGGGCGAUGCCACUUCGGACUUGCUGCACUCCAUCCAUCAUCGUCGCGAAGGAGAUUUCUGGAACUCCAAGUGGUGGAUUCGACAGAUAUCUCAUCCCGUUCUUCAAUCCGUCCAUGGAGGCUCAAAAGGUGCACAGAGCUUUGUCGAUGCUGUAGAGAGCAUCACCAAGGGCGCAGGAACGGUCUGUGGAGCAAAGAGGCUAGACGAGCUCAGGGAUACGCAAGCGAAGGAAUUCAGGCAACUCUUGAGGGCUACUUUCGAUCUACAGGGAGAUAGAUGGGGAGAUUGA
Molecule: messenger RNA, 674 nt
Organism: Ceraceosorus bombacis
Lineage: Eukaryota; Fungi; Basidiomycota; Exobasidiomycetes; Ceraceosorales; Ceraceosoraceae
Source: the annotation of a GenBank genome assembly